Molecule: messenger RNA, 824 nt
Organism: Fulmarus glacialis (Northern fulmar)
Lineage: Eukaryota; Metazoa; Chordata; Aves; Procellariiformes; Procellariidae
Gene: EXOG
Product: endo/exonuclease (5'-3'), endonuclease G-like
Exons: 6
Coding region: 49-789 (246 amino acids)
Biological process (GO): apoptotic DNA fragmentation
Cellular component (GO): mitochondrial inner membrane; nucleus
Molecular function (GO): single-stranded DNA endonuclease activity; metal ion binding; 5'-3' exonuclease activity
Source: RefSeq, a predicted model, not a curated record
GCAGACCGAAGGCACUGUAAAUUCAGACCGGAUCCUAACAUCCCUCUAAUGUUUAGUGCUGUCAAUGAAGACUACCUUGGGAGUGGAUGGUCACGAGGACACAUGGCACCAGCCGGAGAUAACAAAUUUUCAACAAGAGCUAUGGCUGAAACGUUUUAUCUGUCUAACAUUGUGCCUCAGAAUUAUGAAAAUAAUGCUGGAUUUUGGAACAGAAUGGAAAUGUAUUGUCGGGAAUUGACCGAGAGGUUUGAGGAUGUUUGGGUAGUUUCUGGACCUCUGACCUUGCCUCAAACAAAUGAUGAUGGAAGGAAGAGUGUUACUUAUCAGGUAAUUGGAAAGGAUGAUGUAGCUGUGCCAUCCCACCUAUACAAGGUGAUCCUUGCCAGACGGAGCAGAACAUCUACAGAGCCCUUGGUACUGGGGGCUUUUGUGGUGCCAAACGAUUCCAUAGGCUUCAGUCACCAGCUGACUGAGUUCCAAGUAAAUAUUGAAGAUCUGGAAAAAAUGUCAGGUUUAGUUUUCUUCCCCCAGGUGGACAAAACCAAAGAUGUUAAAAACAUCUGUGAAGUAGAUACCUGUAAACUGAUGGGCUUCAAGGAAUUUACAUUGUACAUCACUGCUCGAAAAGUGCAGAGUGCCCGUACAUUGCAUCGGUUGGAGAAAGCCAUGUCAGAGUUAAGGGAGGCAGGAAUUGAGCCCGAUGAGUAUCUUCUAAAGCUUCACAGGAAGAAGGAAGAAGAACUACUGCAGGAAAAACAAGUAGCAACUAGAGAGGGGAAAGCUGGCUGAGUACUUGUUCGGAAAGAUGCUUUUUUUGUACUUUG